AUGGAUGCAGCCACAGCUUACAUUCCAGUUGCAUACGGUUUGCCCGGAAAUAACUUCAACAUUGGCUAUGGCGACAAACCAUACUUUGCCCCUAUUCCCGGUGUCUCACCAGAAUUCCAUAACCUGCAGGGUUAUCUUGUACAGCCAGACACAAUUUUUGUCGGCGGCUUUCCAUUGAGCACAACAGAAAGUGAUUUACGGAUGUUUUUUGAAAAUUACGGUGAGGUCAAAGAUGUGAAGUUGCCACAUAAUGAAAAAGGCUCCUCGAAAGGAUAUGGCUUUAUUAAAUUCAGCAACGAAGAAAUGGCUGGAAAAAUAUUGAAAACGGCUGAGUCAAGCGACGGCAAGCUCGAUCUCAAUGGUCGUAAAAUAAACGUAGCACGAGCAAUGCGUCGUGUGCAGCAACCUGCUUUUAGCCCAGGCAAGUUUUUUGAAGCGGACUACCUGUUGGCAACACCUAGUGGACAUCUUAUCCGUAAUCCUUAUAUAUGCUCGCCAAUUCCAUUAACGUUAACACAGCCUGUCGAGUUAAAUGGCAUCAAUAUUUUGCGAACGCAAAUGCAGUUUUACAACAUGGCCAACAGCGGAAUUGGUGUGCAGCAGCAAGGGCAGUGUGGGACAUACGAAAUUGGAAGUGGCGAUGGUACUCAAAACCAGAACUUCGAACAGUAUCAGAAUAUGCUUACCGGUAGCACAUCUCCUCCUAUGUACGGAAAUAACAUGAUGCAGCAGGAACCACCGAAUACCACACAGCAGCUAUCAAUGAAGAGUCAACCUUUAAAUCCGAAUUACUGUUUUCCUGUGGUUCCUGUUCCACAAGUUUCGGCGGUUAAUUCUCUAGAGUUUUCGUACCAGCAAACUUACAAUGACGGUCCGCCUCCCAAUUUCACCACUGGAGAUAUUUUUGCUAUAUGUGGUCUUUCCGUUGAAAAUUGUAUGUUUGUUUUGGAAUAA
This is a messenger RNA of Enterobius vermicularis (human pinworm), 954 nucleotides long. Lineage: Eukaryota; Metazoa; Nematoda; Chromadorea; Rhabditida; Oxyuridae. The record is from the annotation of a GenBank genome assembly.